This is a messenger RNA of Trichoderma asperellum CBS 433.97, 1101 nucleotides long. The record is from RefSeq and is a predicted model, not a curated record. NCBI's taxonomy places the organism in Eukaryota, Fungi, Ascomycota, Sordariomycetes, Hypocreales, Hypocreaceae.
AUGAGGCGUUCCCGCUGGUCGAGGGGGCAGAUGGAGGAGAGGACGAGCUGCGCAACCAGAUUGAGUUGCUCGUGAAUGAGGUAAAAGAGAAAAAAAAAACACAUUUUUUUUUAUUCUAAAACAAUACGGCUACUCUUCUCUUGUAGAGAGAGCGCAAAAGAAAGAAGAUCGCUAACUCAUGAAAAAAACCAAACAGUACAUCAACAAGACCUUCUCUCUCGCCGCUCCCAACCUCACCAUCAACGGCCUCCCCGUCGCACCCGAAUCCUUCGUCGGCACCGCCGUCCCCGCGCCAAACACCGUCUACGAGCCCUUCGACGCCCGCAAGCGCCGCCAGGUCGCCGACCUCAUCACGCAGGAGGAGAAGCUGCUCGAGGACGUCGCCGCGCUCAAGCGCUCCGUGCCCGCAAAAGUGGCCGCCGACCACGCCGAGCGCAUCCGCGCGGCCAUGCGGCAGGACGAGGACGAUCUCCGCGAGCGGGUCGCCAGGGACGCUUCGGCGGCGGAGGCUGACGAGGCCGGCACGGCGGCUGGAGCUGCGAGAGGCCCGCCGCUGGCUGCGCGGCUGCAGAGGCAGGAGGGUGUUGAGGGGGGCUUCAAGAGCGCGGUUCAGGGGCUGAACCGGCUCAAGAGGGAUAUGCCGGCUGUCGUGGCCAAGAUGGAGAGGGCUAGAGUAGCGGGCGAGUACGUCGUUUCCAAAGGGCGGUGAUGAAGUUAAGAAAAAAAGAAGAAGAAGAAGAAGCGGUGUUGAGCGAUCUCAUCUUGUGUGAGGGAGAGGUGCAUAUGCAGCAUUGCUUUUUGGUGUUUUUUGGGACCCUCGUAUCGGUGGUGCUGCUGCCCCCCAUGUGGUUUGGUUCUGGUGUUUGAUUCGGGCAUUUUUCUGCCAGCUGCUUUGCUUAGCUCCCGGCCAAUAUUGUGGGAUUCUACCAGGGUGGCCGCUGUUCUUUUGUUGUUGGCAUUCAGGCGUCAAGGGCACGGCGUUAUCAAGUUUACGACUGCGGAGUACUACUACUGCGAUUUUACAUGUUGAGUUUCAACCUUGUUUGGCUUUUAUAGUGUUUUCAUUGAAUACAUUGGGGGAGUCUAGAAUUAUCAUUUGUG